CUAAGGAUCUUAAGGCAUGAUGAAGAACCUCAGCAUUGCUACCAUAGUUACAAGUCUUGUCUUCACUGGAAUAAUGGCAGAGCCAUCAAGAGAAAGCAGCAUUUUCUCCAAUUCUGAGGACCAAUGGAAUGAGUAUCUUCUGACAAAUUGUUCUUUUACUGGAGAACAUUUUCCACCUCCUGAUGAAUCAGAGAUAGUAGCCACAGUGGAUGUGAGCUUCCAUUUCCUUAAAGUUCUCUUCCACUCUCCUACAAAACAAGGACAGGAAAUAGAGCAUUUGGACCCCAGUUAUGAUAUCAUAUGGAAAAUAAUCUCAUGCCCUCUUGAGCAUGUACAUGCUUUGGAAAUAUUAAACCUCAGUGACAGUGUAAUCCACUCUAUCUCAUUGGAUCUGCCGGGACCUCACUCCUCACAGCUGAGACUACAUAGAAGCAGCCUUCUACAUGAGCUUCCAUUUCUAAAGGUGCUCAUUCUUCAAAGAAAUAAGCUCAGAGAUAUACCCACAGGUCUGUGGAAACUGAAGUCAUUGCAGAGUUUGGAUCUGUCCUUCAAUGGAAUACUGCAAGUUGGGGUUUCUGAUUUUCAUAGCUGCCUGCAACUGGAGCACAUCUAUUUAAAGAGUAACAAGAUAUUCAAAAUCCACCCAGAAGCCUUCAAGGACCUCAAAAAAUUAAAGGUGGUAGACCUCAGCAACAAUGCUCUGACCACCAUCCUACCAGUGAUGAUCAUUGCUCUAGAAUUUCCCCAUCUGGAGGUCAACGUGGCUGAUAACAAAUGGCAGUGUGAUGAUAGCUUCACAGUCUUCCAAAGCUGCAUUUCUGAAUCUUGGAGGAAAACAUGGGAUGUAAUUUGCAACAAGUCUAUAGGCAAUGAGGACUCAUAUUCAGAGAUUCCCAAAAGCAGAACAUCCAGGGAGAUACACCUUUCUCACACAAAUCAAAAUCCUGUGAAAAGCCUCAUAAGGAGCAAAGCAGAGAGGCCUGGGGAAGGAAUGUAUCUGCGCGUUUCCCCUCUGAUGAAGGAUGCACCUGUGGACUCUGAUCUGCGGGAGAAGCAGACACUGUGGCCAAGAGGGAUCAGAAACACCUGGAAUGUGCGGGCCACUGGCGAAGAGGAUAAUGACAAUGCCCCAGACCUUGCCCUGGCUGUCUGUCUCUCAGUGUUCAUCACAUUUAUCUUAGCUUUCUGCUUGGGGUUUUUCAUCAGGCCCUAUAUUGACAGACUGUGGACACAAAGAUGCACUAAAAGUCCUAGCUCCAACAACACCUACUCAAAUGAGGGAUUCUAUGAUGAAAUUGAAGCUUCAAGCAGCACACAGCACCCAAGGAAAGAUCUGCACCCAGCUUUCCAUCAGAACCUCUAUAAGAAUCAGAACCCUUCCCAGGUGACACUGCCAACCUCACACACUACUAUCAUUCCUGAUGGGAUUCUGGGAAAUGGCAGAAAAGACCCUGGAAGAUGGCAGAGCGCAGAACAAUGUGGGAACAAGGCAGGAAGUAGAAAUGUCAGUAUGCUUCCAAAUGGCCAGGCAGACCUUUCCCCUCUCUGCAGGCAUCCAAAGAUUGAUCAUCACCAACUGAUUUCCUCAGCACAGGAUCACAUUUAUAGGAAUGAUAUGAUCUGGGAAUCAGAUUAUGACACUGUGGCCCAGGAAUAUUCUCCUCCUGGGCAUUCAGUGAGUGUAUCUCCCAUGGCUGGCACAUUUGGAACUGUCUCUGGCACAAUCCAUCACAACUUAAAAGAAUUAGACCUAUCACACCUAAGAAAAGUAGCAGAUUCUCCCUCCAGAAUAGAAACAAAUGCAAGGACACAGGGAUCUGGAGAGAGUAAAAGAAGGUGUCUUGAACAGCUGUCUGUGGAGACCACUGGCCCACACAUGGAAUGUUCUAAGGAAAUACAGGUGAACAAUUUUAUCAGCUUGCCUUACACACAGCAUCCAGGACUCCUUGGGGCCAACAAUGAGAAAGAACUCCCAGACUUCUGCAGUGCAGAUAUAUACAGUGUCCCAGAAAAUGGAGAACCAUCCACCCUUCUGCCAAGAUGGCGCAGUGGCCUGCAGGACAUUCCUGCUCCUGAUGAGCCAGUGCAAAAAGAUGUCCCUUUUGGCCUUCAGUAUGGCUUGGAAUCUGACUACGAUUCAGAUGAAGGGUCUUUGUUUACUCUCAGUUCAGAGGGCUCAGAGGAUACAAGGAGUGUGACUAAAGAAGAGGCACAUGGUGAGGGCAGUGGUGGGGCCGGCCAGCCUCUGCAGAUCGAGGACUCAGAGGAACACAAGGACAAUGUGACUUCAGUGGAACAUCCCGAAGACAACAUCACCUUCCAAAAGAUUCUGGAGAAGUAUGAAACGGAGGAAGACCGCUUUGGAAAGCCUCCGAUUUCUAGGGCAGACUCUGGUUUGUGUGAAACACAUCUGCAAAGUGCCUCUAACAUCAGUGUAUCUGAGGAUGCAUUGAUCUGGCCCAGGACACUGGACAACCCACCUCUAAGUGAUGAGACUGCUGUGUUUGUUUGUGAUUAUGACAGAGUUCUUCAGCCUGGAGCAGUGGAAUGGCAAUGCUCACUUAGAGACCUGCAGUUUUCAAAUGUGGACAGUUUACCACCGACACCACCACCUUCUACUGAUGAUCUCAAGGAGCCUGCUAUGGAAAGGACUUAAGACAUUUCAAGGAACAGACAAAAGAUACUCCUUCAAGGUCAGAGCAGGAGAAGACUUUAAGACCUCCACAGCAAGAUUCUCAAGGGAGUGACCUAGGUCCCAACCAGAUAGACACUGAUAUAAAUGAGGUGUCUAUAUGUUCACCAGAGGACUAUGAUUCUAGAAAGUGUUACAGUCUCUGGUGAUGAGCAAGCCCUCGGUAAAAAAGGGACAAUAUUUUGAAGAUAGUUUUGAGAACUAAAUGCUAUUAUUAUUAUAAGAGUUUCCAGAUAAACACAGUUCAUUAAGAACACAGAACAAUUCCAGCCAAAUAGAGCAGGUUGAAUAUUCAGGGGGAGAAUCUGUUACAAGUAGAAAGAAAAGGAUUCUAACUUUCAUGCUCAAACACAGAUCCAGAGAUGGGAUGGGAGAUGAAUGCAAGUGUCUGUUAAGAGCAACUCCACUGUGACAAAAGACAGGGACAUUCAACUUGAGAACCAAAGAACGUCUUGGUAAUCAUUGGAGCACUUAUUUGUGAAUGCUGAACAGAAACAAAUUCUUCGCGAAGAUUACAAUGUUUUGGGAGAUCAAUUAUGACACUACAAAAUUAAGAUCAAUUCUAAGUAUUUUUAAUAAUUUAUGUUAAAAGAGUGGCCAGUUUCUAGAACAAAAUGUAGAUUAAAAAAUCAGCCUUCAAGAGAAGAAAUGAUGCUUUCUGUAAAAGAUAAGGAUUUUCUGCCAUUAGCCUAAAACAAGCUCUUUUUUGGUAUAACUUUCAAGUAUGGCCUCUCAUGAACUGUUCUGCUUAUCUUUUACCUUUUCUGACAUUUUCUUCUUUUCCUUUCCCAACUCUCCUUCUGUGUAUGUUCACAUAAAGACAGUCUCCUCAAGAGUUUCUCUCCAGUCUUUCUUUACAACCACUUUGUCGGCACUGAGAAUGGCAAGGAAAUAAUACUGCCAACAAUGUUCUAACAAAUAUGGGCCCUGCUGCUUCUACAGCCAUACAGAUGGCCCAACCUCCCUCCCAAGUUCCAGAUUCAAAUCCUUAGCUCUAGUCACCCAAAUACACAUAGGUCAUUCAUCUUCUUUUUCCCCUGUCCCUUUCUUGGUCAAUACUAUUAAGACAUUUAUCCAAGAAAGUUGGUUAUAAGUUCUAACUGUGUUCUGAUUCCUUCUCUUUCAUUUCCUACCUCUGAGACAGAAUCCUCUGAGCACAGUGCAAUGGGAGUUCCUAGAUGCCUAUUCAGAGAAAUAAGCACAAAGGUAGGGAUAGGAGCUGGCCAAACUUUGUCAGAUCAGAGUUUGAGUAGAAAAUAAAGUGAUAGAAUCUGGAGAAAGAAUCUGUCAGUCUGCCUCAUUGCAUCAUUAGUCCUAAGGGAUCUAGCUCCUCUGUAACCCUUAACUUGGUAUACCAGUUCUCAAUCCUCAAAUAAGGCACACCUCUUGUCUAGUGCCUAGAUUAUUAUGAUCUUUAAUACUUUUCUUCACCUCAUAUAAGGUAAAUUCAUCACUCACUGUAAUUCGUCACUCACAAUAACUGUAUCCCAGCCUUCACUUGGUUCAACAUCUGCCCCAAAUGCUCUUGCCAAACAGCCCUUCAAUUAACUGACUAACUCCUACUAAGACCUCAGCUUCAUUGUCACUUUUGGACAAGUGGAAAUUUUGGAGCCUAGACUAAGUUCAAUAUUCUUAGUACAAACUCUCAUUGCAUAGCCUUACUCUUCACAUAGGAGAGUUCAUCUUGAGUUCAGUUAGCAUUUGUGUAGUUAUUAGCUUAGUGUUUGGCCCUUCUCUACUGAGAGCUCCAUGAAUCAAUAUAUCUCUUCCCUAAAGGCCUGGUAUUUAAUAGGUUCUUAACACAUGCAUUUGUUGAAUAAAUAGUGAAA
Dipodomys spectabilis (banner-tailed kangaroo rat) is the source of this 4521-nucleotide messenger RNA. It is a transcript of the gene Lrrc66, whose product is annotated as leucine rich repeat containing 66. The coding region runs from base 17 to 2656 and encodes 879 amino acids. The transcript is spliced from 5 exons. The record is from RefSeq and is a predicted model, not a curated record. NCBI's taxonomy places the organism in Eukaryota, Metazoa, Chordata, Mammalia, Rodentia, Heteromyidae. Gene Ontology annotation, molecular function: protein binding.